AUGCCCACCCUCGACAAUCUUCUCCAGCUUACCGGCGGAAAACUCGACGCGUCCGUACACAACAAGCGCUCCCUGACGGAUGAACUCCGUUCCCGCUUGGACAAGCGUCUCUUGUUCGACCCCAUGACCACGCCCGUCGAUGUCACUGGCGACCAUGCAUUCGAAGCACCUGGCCACAAAGACCAGCGCGGCCCAUGCCCUGGCUUAAAUGCUCUUUCCAACCACAAGUAUAUUCCUCACGAUGGCGUCACUUCUCUGGCAGAGGUGAUUCCUGCAAUCAACGAAGUCUAUGGUAUGGGCCUCGAUCUUGCAGCAAUCCUCGCCAUAAUGGGUGUUGUCUGGACCGGCGACCCCAUUACGCUGAACCCCUCCUUUUCCAUCGGACGAAACUCAAGCGACGUGAACAACGCUCUCGACAACCUGGGAGGCUUACUGAGUCAGCCGCAAGGCCUCGUCGGUUCGCACAACUUCAUCGAAUCCGACUCAUCACUUACUCGUGAUGAUUUGUACGUUACCGGCAACAACUAUGCUUUGAACAUGACAAAGUUUAUGAAAUGGUACGACAUGGCCGACGAGAAUGGGACAUAUACCAUGGAUAUCAUGGGCAAGCGGGCUUCCGACCGUUUCCACGAAAGCAUCUACGAGAACCCCAGCUUCUACUACGGCCCAUUUACCGGCAUGCUUGCGCGUAAUGCUGGCUAUCUUUUUGUCGGUCGUAUCUUUGCCAACCAUUCCUCGGCCCAUCCUGACGGUGUCUUGACCAAGGAUAUUAUCAAGAGCUUUUUUGCAGUUUCUGGAGAGGAGGGCAACUUCACCUACAGCGAAGGCUCGGAGAGAAUCCCUGAUAAUUGGUACAAGUUGCCUGUGGAUUAUGGCCUUGUUCAACUGAAUUUGGAUACUGUUGACUGGAUCCUGAAAUACCCUGCACUGGGAAGUAUCGGUGGGAACACCGGAACAAUCAACAGCUUCACUGGCGUUGAGCUGGACAACCUCACCGAUGGAGUUCUCAACAUUGAGACGCUCCUCAAAGACAACAAUCUCCUCUGCUUCGUUCUGCAAGUCGUCAAGAUGGUCAGCCCGACCUAUCUCGCCAACAUCUACAAGACCUUGUCUGGACCGCUGCACAUGAUUCUGGAUGUCCUUUCCACCCCUUUGCUGGACUUGUCAUGUCCGGAGUGGAAGGACAUGACUUACAACGGAAAACCACUCUGGGAUGCACUGGGAAGCCAGUUCCCUGGAGCCAACAAGAGUGGAUCCGCGCUUUAA
Messenger RNA from Aplosporella prunicola CBS 121167, 1266 nucleotides. RefSeq lists its product as uncharacterized. Bases 1 to 1266 code for a protein of 421 amino acids. Gene Ontology annotation, molecular function: peroxidase activity. The record is from RefSeq and is a predicted model, not a curated record. NCBI's taxonomy places the organism in Eukaryota, Fungi, Ascomycota, Dothideomycetes, Botryosphaeriales, Aplosporellaceae. The transcript has 8 exons.